Molecule: messenger RNA, 1625 nt
Organism: Umbelopsis ramanniana AG
Lineage: Eukaryota; Fungi; Mucoromycota; Umbelopsidomycetes; Umbelopsidales; Umbelopsidaceae
Exons: 7
Coding region: 30-1499 (489 amino acids)
Biological process (GO): regulation of protein catabolic process; ubiquitin-dependent protein catabolic process
Cellular component (GO): proteasome complex; proteasome regulatory particle, lid subcomplex
Molecular function (GO): enzyme regulator activity
Source: RefSeq, a predicted model, not a curated record
CUCGGAAUCCACCACCGUCUUUUAACAAAAUGUCGAAGGAAGCAGAGAAAUCAGAAAACGUUGUUGCUAUGGAAAUUGAAGAAAGCGAAGAAGCUAGAGAAGAGAGAUUGAAGCAAGAAUCCAUCAAUAACUUCAAUUUUUUGGAACGAGCUGUAGAAACCAUCGAGUCUAGAUUUACGACGCGAGUUCUGAGAACCACAACCUCCAUUCGAAAACGCUUAACACCUCAUAUCCUUGCUCAAGUCAUAAAUGACUACUUUGGCGAAGAUCCUCGUAAAGCCAAUCUCUUGAGCUACCUUGGAGAACAACCUGAUGUCUCAAUGAAAGACACGAGUGCAGACGAUACAAAGAAGGAGGCUCAUCUACCGGAAAUAGAAAUAUACCUCAAUCUCUUGGUGAUGAUUUACCUGUUGGACAACUCAAAGUUUGAACAAGGAACAGAGUUAGCAAACACAUCAGUAGAUCAGGUUGAAAAGUUAAACCGUAGAACGUUGGAUCAGCUUACCGCCAAGGUUUAUUUCUACUACGUGCGUUUCCACGAAUUGACUGAUAGACUUGCUGAGAUUCGACCAGUACUUUUGGCUGCGCAGCGAACGGCUACUUUGAGAAGAGAUGACGAUACACAGGCAACCUUACUCAACCUUCUACUCCGCAACUAUUUCCACUACAACCUCUACGAGCAGGCCGAUAAACUUGUCUCCAAGAGUACAUUCCCCGAAAAUGCCAGUAACAACCAAGCCGCACGUUACGCUUACUAUCUUGGUCGUAUUCGAGCGUUGCAAUUAGAUUAUACUGAAGCACACACACAACUGCUACAAGCAAUUCGUAAGGCACCACAGAACACUGCCACCGCAGGAUUCCAGCAAACUGCAUACAAGUUCUUUAUCAUUGUGCAGCUGUUGAUGGGAGAAAUCCCCGAGAGAUCGAUUUUCCGUCAACCUGUCCUUCGCAAAGCCUUGGUACCUUAUCUUCAUAUAACGCAAGCUGUCAGAAUUGGUGACUUGAAUCAGUUCCAAGAAGGCCUGGCCAAGUAUGGAGCCAACUUCAAGCGCGACAAGACAUACACGUUAAUUCUGCGAUUGCGACAUAAUGUCAUCAAGACUGGUAUUCGUAUGAUCAGUUUGUCAUACUCUAGGAUAUCACUGAGAGAUAUUUGCAUCAAACUGCAUUUGGAUGGCGAAGAGGAUGCUGAAUUUAUUGUCGCAAAAUCUAUAAAGGACGGUGUCAUUGAUGCUGUACUAGACCACGAUGGUGGCUAUAUGCGAAGCAAGGAAUCUGCUGAUGUUUAUUCCACCAAUGAGCCACAAAGCGCAUUCAACCAACGUAUCACCUUCUGUUUGAACCUCCACAACGAAUCUAUCAAGGCUAUGCGUUUCCCUCUUAAUGCUCAUCGCAAAGAGCUUGACAAUGUUCAAGAGGCUCUUGAGAGGGAGCGUGAGUUGGCACAGGAGAUUGCCGAAGGUGAUCUUGAUGAAGAUGAUGAUAUGGGCGACUUCUAAACCUCAUCCAAUCAUUGCGCUUUGGCUUGUCUUUGUGGUAUAUUGACGAAGGGGUUCCCUUUUAGCAUACGGCAUUUCGAAAGUAAUAAACAAAAACUCUUUGUCCAGUGUGUAUCUUGUUGUCAA